UUUAUUUACCGAAUUCCUAAAAGUAAUAUUAAAUGAUUGUAGUGUUAGAGGUUAUCCACUUUUUAUUCUCAUGCUGGAUGAUUAAAUCGCACAAUCAAUCAUAACAUUACCGUUUAUUGGUGAUGUAUCUACAACCUACUUGCUUGGCGCCAAAUUCCAUAAAAAGUUAUAUUAAAUGACAGUGAGCAAAGUAUGUUAAUAGGACGCCGAAAUACCUCAUUUAUAAAAAAACUAUACAAACAUCUAAAAUAUUUAAAACGUUUUUAUAAACAUAAUUAAUUAUCAAGGUGCACUACUCAACGAAGUCGAAAAGCAUAGAUGGUAUUUUAGCGUGUGGCCUUGAUCCCUUAUUUAACCGAUGCAAAAUGUUCCAACCUGAUCCUGCGAAAACGAAAAAAUGAAACAAAACUACAGUAGGCCCCUACCCCUCCCACUGGGGAAAACCAAAUACCCCGUCGGGCGGCACAAAAAGAAGAACCAACGACCUUUUUAAAAGCUAGAUCCGCUACACACACAACAACACUUAAUGACAUAAACAUAUUGAUACACGGCGUCGAUAAGGUUUGGUAAAUAUAAUAUUAUGGUAAUGCGGACGGUCCCGUACGGGGUCCGUCCGCGACCUUCCGAGGACGCGUCGGUGUCGAUGACUCGCCGGCGCUUGCGCAACUCAGCGGCCGGCUCGUAGAUGAUCGCCGAGCGAAAUACGGAUAACUACGUUAGAUAUUCGGACUUAUACAGAUGCACGUUAUGUCAGAAUUUACGUGUAACUAGUUUGAGGUUCACGGUCACGAGUCUUGCGUUUUAUGAGCAUGUAAUAAACAUUUUGUUUAAGGCAGGUAAUUAUACACACGUCUGCAGUGUUUCUUUUUAUUUUACACUCUCAUGAUUUCAGUAGACAGGAAGUGCAAUAACUUUUCUGUCAAAGGUAAAGAGACGCGGAUGUAGUCGUGUUAAUGUGACAUCAUAUCCUUCGUGCCGAGAAAGGGCACAACAUCUUUACGUUAAUGACUUCCAACAGUUCAAUUGAUGUUGGUUCGGUUCCAAGAAACUUAAUUUAUCAUAGGUCCGAGUUGGUGAGCGGUGACGUAGCCGACAGCUCCCGACACUGGCACUUGGGCCUAUGUGAUGGCAAAUGGAAAUAGAACUUAGUCAUGCUACCUUGUCAAUGGGACUUAAUCAUCGUAAACUAUGCUUGAACUUUUCAAAGGACAAAGUACAUUUAUAACAAGUAUGGACUCUUAGGAAAAGAGAAAAGCGAAAGAGAUUUAUUAUUAAAUCUGCCAAUUAUCCUUUCGAUUAUUCAUAUACCAAUAAUAAUAUAAAAAAUGUAUAUCAAUGACUGGAAAAAAUAACAAUAGCAAAUUUAAUCUAUAGUUGAUAUGAAAAAAAUUGAACUUGACCUCGUCACAAGAAUUAUGCUAACACGAAAUACGUAAAUAGAGAAAGAAAUUGAUAAACAUUUGAUAAACUUAAUCAAUUCCUUGAAUAUACACAUUAUUAGAAACAUUUCUAGAAACAUCAAAAUAUUGAAUGAAUAUCAAUAAGUUUGAAUCCAAUCCCACAUUAAGUGCAGACAGAGCAAUCCAAAGGUUAAACAUGAUCAACCUAUUGCACUUUAUAUGCACAUCAUCAUAAUUUAUUUAUAUUGUAAAUCAGUCACAUCAUUCAAGUUUUUACACAUAAUACUACAGCCAUCAAUUUACACAAUAAGGGUCGUUAGUGUAAUAGCAGUCAUAUACGUGAUAACUUGAAGAGGGUCUUCGAAUACCAAAGCUUAAGUUAAGCUAGUAAAGAAAACGAAGAGUUUUUGAUAAUAAUAGUUAGGUGCGUGUGUAGUUAGAUGUGACACAACAUCCAUGUAUGCACAUGAUGGUAAUAGGGUCCUCCCAUCAAUUUCAUGUCAACAGGUGUCAUUAGACAUGUAAUAAUCAGCAUCGCUCUGCAGCAUCACGUCACCGUGGUGUCGCAUGUCGUGUCGCGACAGUGUGACACGCGGCGGUGUGUGUCGCGCGGUCGCUGUGUGCGUAGGCGGUGCGCACGCGCUACGGCGGCGUAUUUACACCGGCGCCCCCUACCACCGCAGCCACUCAUGCGCCGCGCGACCUGCUGAACACACGUGCACCCCACCACUGACCGGCGCGGUGACCCUCGGGACAUAACACAACCGACAUUCCACCGCUAAGCGACAACCGCGACACUACACCCCCAGUAUGUGCACAGUGACUGAUCAUCAGUGACAAAUUAUAGAACUUGAGUGAAGUGACUUUAGAGCGUCGUCGUGUGAUGUGCGACUGAAGACGAACAACAGUGAUUACAGCCGCAGCCUCAACCGUUUAACAGAAAACAUGGUGAGAGGGGCGGCGUUAGCGCUGGUGCUGGCGCUGACAUGGGCGUGCUCGUCGCGCGCCAGCGUGCUCGUGCCCACAUACGUGCUGCCGCCUGACUCGUUCGUGCGCGAUCAGCGCAGCCUCGGCGGGCAGCCGACGCUCGACGCCGAACACGCCGAGUCUCAAAGAACUAUUAAACGACUAGUUGGUGGACACAUCAAAAUUAAGAAUGAGAAAGCGUACGGCACCGCUAAAAAUGCCAUAUCGUUUGAUGCGAAGACAGAAAGUGGAAAAUUUGCUGGAGUGAUCGCGCCGGACCAGUCAGGCGGCAACGUUGGAUGGAAUCAAGGAAUUUGGGAUGAUGGCAUGCUCAUGUCUAGUGCCGGCGAAGGAAAAGACGCACCUAAGACUAAAGAAGUCGAUGAAGAUAAGAAGACGUUAGCUGAUCAGGUGGCCGAAGGAAAAUACGGAUUAAUUCAAAAUGAAAUAUUCGCCAAGAACCCAAAACGUCCAGGUAUCGUAAGCUACGAGUUAAACGCAGAAACAAGAUCAAAAGAUAACCUUCAAAGCCUUGGCGGGCUCAAGAAAGAUGAAAUCUGGCUUGCUGAAGAUCAUCUGUUAGUUUUGAAAGGAGGAUCAUUCCCUGAACGAACCAAAGAGACUGAGGGUAGACCAUGGCCACCGAUCGAUAAUUACGAAGCGCCUAACAGGCAAGUAAAGUUACCGCAGAAACCUAAAGUGCCACCGCCCUUUCCGGUACGACUCUCCGACAACGGACCGCUCGUUUUCCUCACGCCAAACGGCAGUGUCCCUGCGUCCCUUUUCCCUUCCUUCUUUGCGGGAGAGGGCGAAGGCCCUCUACCUCCUCCGCCAUUCCUCUUUCCAUCGGGAGCGCCCUACCCCGCGAGUGAUAAUCAAGGAAACACUUCUUCCGGGGGAGCGCCGCAGCCAGGUCCUCCGUUCCCAUUCCUACCCGGGAAUGCGAGCGAAGGAGCAUUCCCCUUCCCCCCAUCCAUGAACGGCUCUUUUCCAGAAGGCUUUCCGCCGGGCGCAGUGUUUCUUCCACCACCGAGCAACCAGUCAGACCUAUACGACGAAGACGACCCUUCGAUCUACUAUCCGCCGCCUUACAAUUUUUCCUACCGCGCUGACUACAACAAUAAAGUGCCUGCGGGCCCACUUGUACCUGGAAUAGUAUUGCCACCUCCUCCGGAUUUCUUUGCACCAUUAGAGGAAAGCACGACGGAGGCUGUAAAGUCAACUACAGGCAGACCAUCGACCGUGACGACAUACACAAGGCCAAAGACGACCACGAGACCGAGUACCACGCAAACAGUGCACCGCAACAAGUAUAAGACACGACCGACAACAACCGAGGCACCCAGGACCACGAAGGUACCGACAACGGUGACAUCGCCACCGCCACUUGAAAUCGUAACAACUCCGAAAACGAGAAAGCCUCAACGAAUACCAUCAAGGCAUCCAGUGAGAGUACAUAACCUGCCUGAAGAAAAUACAACAAGGACCAAAACAGAAAAAUCUGUAUACAAAACACGAACAAAGGUAACUUCAAAACCUCUGUCUGUGUCGGUCAUUUACGAUUAUCCGGAACCUAUUUACGACAGUAAAGUUCCAACAACAUCCGAAAAACCUUACAUAUUGUAUGAUUUGCCUCAGAAAACACCAACCAUUACCGCGAACGACAUUUCAUCGACGCAAGUACCUCUUAGGGCCCAUUAUUCAAACUCACAGAACGACGUCCCUACUACAAAAUUGCAGCCAAUAUACAAUAACAGGAAACCAAACGAAAAUGCGUUUGCAUCUUUCUAUUUCUACGAUGAGCAGCCUAAGACCUCGCCUGCUCCAGCAACGUAUUUCGAUGGAAGAAAUUACUACAAGACUGUACCAAUUAGCCAAAAUCCUUACUCGCAACAGCAAAAUACAAACAAUGGGCAAUCAGGAUUUAACCCAGCCGUGGAUAUUUCUUACGGAGCCAUCGAUCAAGCUGAUGCACUAUUCCUGUGGCCACAAAAGCAGGGACCACGUACGCUGACCCAAGAGUACUUUAGCAUUCAAAAACCAAGACAACAGCCAGUUUAUGUGCAACAACAGAAACAAAGGCCAGACGCUUUCUACCAACAAAUCGCCGAUAUACAACAGACUAUCGACUUUUUUACUACAAAGAGACCGAAAACACACUCUCACAGACAACAUACGCAUAAGCCAAAGGCUAUAACAGCGAGACCUGUAUACCAGUACAGCUACCAAACACAACCUAGGCCAGAACAGUUGCCAUUCCGAGCACCUAAACUGGACCCUGAACCGUUCAUACCUAUGGUAAGCUACAGCAAACCUUUCAACGUAGCCAACGAGUUCAACGCUAUAACACCAUCAGUCUCACCUGGUUACCAUCAACAAUAUCUUAUUGAAAACGUGCAAGUGACGACCGAGUCGCCUACUUCCAGCAGAUAUUAUCCGACUACAAAGCCCCGUGAUGAAGAUUAUGAAGACACACAUUUCCAAAAUGAUGUUCGCAAUAAGAAGAACAGGAACCCUAUACCGAUACAAAGCGACCAGCCCGACCACGUUCGUCAUGUUAGUAGGUACCCCAAUACUACGCCGAACCCCAUAAGUCAAGGAUACUAUACAAAGCAGGACGAAACAUACUUUGACGACAUUACAAAGAACUCAUUCGAUGUUUUUGGAAAGAAACUAGAGGACAACACUCACGACGUAAACGGCUUGGCGGUCACAGCUCCGCUCGACACGGUUAGAACUCCGAUCAACAACGGCAUAAACCUUCAAUAUGCGUACGAGAUCGUCGAGUCCCAGAGCCCGAACCCACCGUCUCUGGACAGAGAUACUCUGGUCAACUACCGUGAGCCACACCCCACUGUGAACCCGGAGAGCGAGCCAGUGCCCCACGUGAACGCCGAACUGGUGCAACAAAAGCCACCGUCAUUAGCCGACGACACACUGGUCAAUGACCGCUUGCCACGGCCGACAAUAAACCCUGACAGCGAGUUCAUACCCAUAGCGAACCCCGGCUACAGGACGCCGCAGCAGUACCGUGCGCCCACGCAAGUACAGCGGCCGCAGUACACCGAGGAGCAGUACGAGCUGAACCGGCCAUCACUGGCGGGUGACACAGCUGUGAACUACAAGCGGCCGCUGCCAGCCAUCAACCCGGACGCGGAGUGGAUCGCGCCGGUGAACUCAGCAGGCGAGGGCCGGCCCGGCUCGUACGUGUCGUACCGGCUGCCGGGCGAGGGCGCGCACGUGUACUUCGUGACCCCGCAGGCGGCGCAGGCGCGGGAGCGGUACCGCGGCCCGGGCUACGGCAGGUGAAACCAAAGCUCUAGUCCCGACUGCCGGCCGGCCCGACCCGGCGGCGGCCCGUGUAAAUAAAAGCGCAAAUGUGAUGUUAAAGUGUCCUAAGUAGAGUAAGGUACGAAAGAGUAGCGGGAUGGCCCGCGUUGCCAUAAUAUUUAAACAGCGAGUUUUACUUAGUUUUACGUGAAAUACGUUCUCGAUGAGCGAUGUUGUGAAACUUGACGGACGCUUUACUUUUUAUAUGUAAUUUAUUAAAUUAUUUUUAAGUGUCUGUGGUGCAGCAUAAUGAUAGUUAAUUUAUUAAUGUCAGUAUUCAACGAACUAUUGAGAAUGAUGUGUGAUAUGUGUGUGUGGAUGAUUGUGACAUUGUUAUAAUAAUGUAAUAAUGACAGCAAUUGUUUAUUGUAAUAA
Messenger RNA from Trichoplusia ni (cabbage looper), 6071 nucleotides. RefSeq lists its product as uncharacterized. The record is from RefSeq and is a predicted model, not a curated record. The transcript is spliced from 2 exons. The coding region runs from base 2346 to 5675 and encodes 1109 amino acids. Lineage: Eukaryota; Metazoa; Arthropoda; Insecta; Lepidoptera; Noctuidae.